AUGGAGCAGCAGCUAGCGGCGUGUCUGGAGGCAACUCUCUCGCCUGACGCGGCGCUGAGAACCAACGCCGAGUCACAGCUGGAGUCGUUGCGUGCGCCAGAGCACGACCCACUGGGCCACGCCGGCCUCGGCUUCGUCAAAGUGCUGCUCGACCCCUCGACACCCGUUUACAUCCGCCAAUCUGCGGGCCUUGCCCUCCGCAAGUACAUCACAGCCAGAUGGUCGCCCUACUUUGACGGCUUUGUCGGGUCCGCCGUCGAUGUGAGCGUCAAGCAGCAGAUCCGCAGCGCUCUCCUUCCUGGCCUCAGCGAUCCGGUACGCAAGAUCCGCCUCGCCACGUCCUACGCCAUCUCCACCAUUGCAGGUCCCGACUAUCCGGACGAGUAUCCGGACCUCUUGCCUCACAUCCAGCAGCUCCUUGCGCAUCCAGAACCCAACGGCUUGCAUGGAGCCAUGACGCUCCUCUCCGAAUUCGUCCGCGUCGAGAUGGACGAAGUGCAAUUGAUCCAAGUGGCAAAAGAGAUCCUGCCUGCCCUGGAACAGGUCCUUGCGCUCGAGGAUGCUCACAGCGCCUAUGUCCGAGCGAGGUGCGUGCUCGUCUUCCGCCAGUGCCUCACCACACUCUACAUGGUCAAGGAAACCUUCCCGGAUGUCGUCAAGCAAGCUUCCAGCACCAUUCUUCCACGCUGGCUCUCCAUCAUGCACUCGAUGCUCUCCUACGAUGCCGCCGCGCAGCUUGGCGCAGACCUCCAGCAGAACUGGGGCACGCUUGCAGUCCGCAACGAGAUCUUCAAGACCCUCAAGGUGGCCGCACUCUUCCGCUCGCAGUUCAAGUCUCAUCUGCACGCCUUCAUCCAGUCUUCGCUCGCCAACCUCGUCUCGCUCCUUCCGCCCUUUCGUCAGCUCCACCUGUCAAACGCCUCGGACGUCGGCGUGCCUUCGUCGGAAGAAGGUGAUGACGACGUGGCCUCCGAUGUGCCCUCUCUCGUCUCUUCGAUCCUCGACUUCAUCAACGACGCCUCUCGCGGCGAUCGUUGUCGCGACAUUUUCAUCAGUGGCGGCACUGGAGGAAACGGCAACGAGACUCCAGCUUUGCAGCAGCUCAUCGGCCUCCUCCUCGUAUACAUCGACAUGACCACCGACGACGAGGACAACUGGGCCACCGAUGCAAACGCUUUCAUCGCAGACGAAGACGACGAGACGCUCGCCUAUAGCCUCCGCAUCGCCGUCGCCGACCUGCUGGGCAUGCUCAUCGAGGACUUCCCCGUCCCAACUCUCCGCUCCAUCGGCCAACAGGCCCACCAGCUCGUCGACCGUGCCAACGCCGACAGGGCCAAUGGAGACCAGGACUGGUGGAAGAUUCACGAGGGCGUCUUGACCGCCAUCGGCAACAAUGCAGAUGCCAUCAUCGACAUCGUCGACUCGCAAUCCCAAGGCAAGCAGAUCCUCGACCUUGAAUCCAUCUUCACCACCAUCGUCCUGCCCAACGUCGGCAACGACGCGCCUCCAUUCUUGCAGGGACGCGGCUUCGUCUUUGCUUCUCAAUUUGCCACUUCUCUUCCGGCUGAGCUCGCCGUGCAAUUUCUGGACGCUGCCGUCAACGCCAUCGAAUCCGACAGCGCCUCGCUUCCCGUCAAGAUCUCGGCGGUGCGAACGGUCAAGAACUUCUAUCGACAUCUUCCAUCAAGCGUCGUCGGCCCUUAUGCUCCACGCAUCAUCCAGAAGCUCGGCCCUCUGCUCACACAGGCCUCAGAGGAUACCCUCAUCCUCAUCAUCGAGACCGUCCAAGCAGUCAUCGUCGAAGAGACGGAUGACGGCGCAGCCAGCACGGCCGCUCUCGUCGAGCCCGCGACCGUCGGCGAGAUCGUCAAGGCAGCCCUUCAGGUGUGGGCUCCGAACGCCAAGGACAUUAUCCUGCUUUCCGUCAUUUCGGAUCUACUCGAGUCCCUGUCUGGUUCCAAGCAGCCCGGCGUGUCCCAGAUCAUCGUGCAGCAGAGCCUGCCCUUCCUGGCGGCAGCAAUCGGCUCGAGCUUGUCCGAUCAGAACACAUCGACUGCCGACGACGAGCCUUCGGCGCUCGCCGAGACUGCGAUCGAGCUGGUCAAGAGUGUGCUUGAUGGCGCACCUCCAGCGGCCCUUCGUGGCGCUGUCAACGUCGUCUGCCCAAACCUGUUCCAUGUGCUGUCUGUGAGCCAAGAUCGAGAUGUCCUCCAAAACGGCAUCCAGUGCAUGACCGUUCUCGUCAAAAAGUGCACAUCCGAGCUUCUGGACUGGAAAGAUCCCAAUGGACAGACCACGUCGGUGGACGCCAUGCUCCAAAUCAUCGCCAAGCUGCUCGCUCCCUCGGACGACUCGGAAAGCGGUGGCCUGGCCGUGGGCGACCUUGUCGUUGCAAUUCUCAGGAAGGCCGGCGAUCGAGUCGCCCAUGUUCUGCCCGAGCUCGCCAACGCGAUGGUUCAGCGCCUCUCCACGGCGCAGACGGCCACUUUCACACAGUCGCUCAUCAUGCCGAUAGCGUACCUGAUGCACGAGAGCGACGAGCAGGCCAAGCAGGUCAUGGAUCUGCUCGAGUCUGUUCAGGUCGCGUCGUCGUCACAGGCUCCCGGCAGCGAAAGCGGCGACGGCCUUGAGGUGCUGUGCAAGAAGUGGGUCGACAAUGUCGAGACCUUCCAAGGAUUCUGGGCGCAGCGCGUCAGUGCGCUUGCUCUGGCAAAGGUGCUCGACAGCAGACGCCCAUUCCUGAACACGAUCAACGUGCGAGGCGAUAUUCUGCCGGACACUUCGGGCAUCAUCCGCACUCGCUCGCGCGCAAAGACGAUGCCGCAUCAGUAUACCAGCGUGCCGAUGUUUGCCAAGAUCAUCAAGGUGCUCCUGAAGGAAUGGAGCUCUGCUUCGCAUGCCGGCGGCGGCGGCGCAGGUGGCAGGGGGGAUGGCGCACGGACACCCGAAACGGACGAUGAGGACGGCGAGUGGGACGACGAGUAUGAGCCGCGCGGACAAGGCAACGACGAAUUUGCCUUCCUCUCGGACAUGCUUGGACCUGGCGGACUGGACGCGCUUCAGAACGACGACGACCUGGCGCUGGAGGACGACGAGGAUCUCAAGUCGGAUCCUGUCUACAGCAUGGACCUUAAGAGCUGGCUCUCGCAGUAUCUGCAACAUCUGGCUCAGACGGCAGGCCGUUCGUCGUUCGAAUCGCACGUGUCGCCGCAUCUCAACGCAGAAGAGGCCUCGAUGCUCAACUCGAUUCUGUCCUGA
Molecule: messenger RNA, 3258 nt
Organism: Moesziomyces antarcticus
Lineage: Eukaryota; Fungi; Basidiomycota; Ustilaginomycetes; Ustilaginales; Ustilaginaceae
Product: ARM repeat-containing protein
Exons: 1
Coding region: 1-3258 (1085 amino acids)
Biological process (GO): protein import into nucleus
Cellular component (GO): cytosol; nuclear envelope
Molecular function (GO): small GTPase binding
Source: RefSeq, a predicted model, not a curated record